AACAAUAGAAAAAGAAGUACUUGGGGCUUCUACGUAAGAGACAUUUAGUACCUACCCGAGCAAGCACACAAGCAACCGAGGUACAACAGCACGACACGAAGAGACAAGUAGGGCAGCUGUUGCAGCACGCGGAGUGAACAGACCAAGCAACGCCUAAAGCACUAAGCCAACCGCGCGCGCGACAUCUCCAUCACCAACUACCACACUUAUACAACUCAAGAAGGUUCUCCAUCACUACCCACCACAACUUUAUCGAGCCGCAACUUUAUCCAACCGCAACACAAGAUGGACCAUAAUCACGACUCAUCGAUGUUUUCGGUUGGCACUGCCGCCAGCAGUGUCGAUGGGUUACCACCUAUCGAUCGAAAGAUGAGGGGAUGGCAUCUCUCAGACGAUCCCGAUUGGGCUGAUAGUAGGAACGAAGCCAUGAGGAAAACCACGAUCAAAAAAAGUCGUUUCGAGACUGUCCAUAAUAAGACGGUACUUACUUCUAUAACAAUACUUAAUAUGUGAUACAAAUCAUGUAAAGUGGGGUUUUUGCUACGAUAGGUUGGACCAAGAAGACAACAGGUGAUCAUUGCUGUAUGGAAAAUCUUCUUUCCCGGUAUCAUCACAAGAAGGCCAAUUACUGGUUCAUCGUUCGUUGUAAAAACCACAUCUAGUAACGAUUGCUCAUCGUAACUACACAUACUUACACCUCAAAACAACCUCAGACUCCCUCCAGCAGUACUCGAGGUUCUCCGAGAAGCGGUAGUAUGGUUCCCACGGCUCCACCCAAUGACUCAAAAGAGGAGAGGAUCUCUUACGAUAUUUUAGUGGCUGAACGUCUAGUCGAAAAUCCAAAUGAGCUGCGGAGAUAUCAGCUGAUUCCAGCUCCGACGCGAAAACGCCGCUUCGAUCGUCGCUCACCGUGUGAUGCGACGCCGGUGUAUUAUACCUACUUGACUUUACUCAUAAACCCCACAAGUAUAGGACGGUACCUCCUUCUUUUGAUCAUUCCGAGUGAUUUCCAUUUGUAUAACCUUCCUUUGCACCUCCCUUUGAUCUCAGAGUUGCAACUGUAUAUUACUAUGAGGAUUUUUUUUCAUGUUGUUUCUAAUCUUAAAUUCUGAUAAAUCUGGUCAGACGAGGUUGUAAGUACGUGCCCACACCUACCCACCAUCUACCACAGCGAUUUUCUGAAUUUCAAGCGGUUUCAAGAUUCGAUCCGCAAGAAAGAGCGAAACAGGGAUAUUUUUGCGGAUCCAGAGUUCAUAAUUAUGGCAUUUGAAUGAUUACGAGAGCAUGAGCAUCUGAGGCUUUGACGGUGGGUUCAAUGGAGAAACUAGGUCUGAGGAAUAGACUCUCCUCUACUUAAUAGAGGUACCUCCCUCUUCAUCGACAGAUCGAUACAAGAAGACCUACAACAUUUUCAUCCACCUUCCACCUUCUCUAAUCUCACCUCAAUGGAGGAAAGCGCUGACGUUUUCGCAACAUCGCCUGGCCCUAUGGUGCAAAACCGGUCUUACUCUUUAGACGCGGCUGACACCUAUCCAAGGGAGCUUUUGGUUGGUGGCCGUAAAGCAAAAAAGAAGAGGGGAGCAAAAGCUCAAACGCAGCAGAACAUGCCACCGACAGGACAAAAUUGGGUUUCGCCACAAUUGAAAGGUAUUGUUUUUGAGAUUUUUUUGAUUGUUGAUUGAAGGGGGUGUCGUCGCAAUUGCAUUUCGGUGAUGACAAUUCAAUUUAGAUCAUGAUGGUUAUUGUCUUACCGGCCACCGGAGAAUUUCCAACAAAAUCAAGUUCCCAAUUCCACUAAAAAUCACAUCCAAAUAGAUCCUCGUCGCAUGCUUCAUCCCCGCAAGUAUGAAAGGGACUUGCUGCACGCGAAGGAGCAGAACUACGUUGCACGCGCGGCUGCCAGUGCUAAUCUCAAAGCGGGUUUUGAUGCCACCAGUUCACGGUCACCGAAACCGAGUCCCGUUGCUAGCGGAAAUAUCGACUACACGGAUAUUCUCGAUUCACCAGUUACGACUACACUUGCCGUCAAAGCAUCUUCCUUACUUGGCCGCGUCCUACUUGGCUCUUUUUCUACUUAGAAAAGAAGCCCCAUGUUCCAAGAGUAAUAGUAUUGCUCUCAGAGAGGAAGAUGCGAACGCAGCUGCUCUAAGCCAGAAGCAAAACACAAGCGCGAGAUGUAUGCCAAUUAUUUGCUAGAGCAAGAAUUGCGGAAACAACGGGAAGCAGAGGAGCAGAGGAAAUUGGAAGAACUAAGACUCGCUGAAGAAGAGGAAAGAAAACGAAGGAAAAAAAUCGCGGAAGGAAAGUUACGAAAUUCUGUUUGGAACUAAAACACAGCAAAUAAAACAUUCACGUCUUUUACCUCCUGCAAGUAUCUGAAAAUGUCCGUACGAAUACUAUGAGCUUCAUUCCCUAGUACGGGUACGGCUAUUUUCCCUCGUUUGUUCGGAUAUUUUUAGUCCCUAUGGACAAACUAUGGUCAUACACUAGAAGUACUUGCCAUAGUUAAUACUUAUCGUCCUCAUAUCAGUUUCUCUCGUCUAAUUCUCGGUUUCGCAGGCAAGAAAAAAUCUGCUGGUGCCAUGUCUCGGAAGAUACUCCAGAUGCAGUUCCAAGUGUUGGGCAGUGAUGAAGGCGCGGGGGCUAAGAAAGUGAACAAAUCUGCUAUCGACGACGAGGUAGCACGAAAAAAAGAGGCAGAGAAGGUUAAGGCUACAAGAAAUCCAUUUCACAGGCGGCCAUCUUGGUCCCCCCGUUUUCCUUUUGAAGGGAACAUAUAUAUGGCGAACAACCAAGUUGCUGCUUAGGAUCCCAAGCCCCUUGUUUUGUACUUCGGGGCUCGCUUAAGAAUCAACAGCCCAUAUACCCUCCCCGUCAGUGCCGCUUAGUUCUAAGAAGGAGAGGAAGCGAAAAUUAUUGGAUUCGCCAGAAGAGAAGGCUAGGGUGAAAGAAGAGGCGGAAAAGGCAGCAGCGCGAGAGGAGGAAAGGGCAAGACGGGCGCGAGAAAAGGAAGCCAGAGCCGAAGCAAGAUUGGCCCAUGAGUUAAGAUUGAUAUUAUACUUUUGAAGAAUCUGACUUUUUGGUACAAACAUGCUUCGAGAAUUUUCGGUUGCCCACGUUUCCAUCAUAUAUUGUUUCUUCGAGGCGAGAAUCUAAUCAAAGCAGCAGAGGCAGAACGACGAAAGCGAUUGGAGGCUGGGAAUUUUUCAGCCGGUGUCAUACCUUCAGCACCUGAGGUCGUUGCAGCUAGUAGUUCCUCAAAAAAGAAGGCCACAGCUGGUAGUAAAGACAAAGAGGAAGCUGUAGGGAAGCCUGCUAAGGUGAGAAGUAGAACAGGGAGUAAAGAAGACACAAGAAAAGCGUCACAACUUAUGGCAUCUAUAAGACUUAGUUGUAUGUUGAUUUAUAUUGAUGUUAUUUUCCGAUUAGUGAGUCUCCCCUCAUCAUAUUGGUCACUUUCUAGAAUUUUUACUGAAGGUGUGCAUGCACGCAGAGGAGAGAAAAAUGAAUAACUUAGUAGGUGAGGAUCAAGCUGUUGCUCUCUAAGAACCACCGAUCGAGUAGCAAGGAGCAUGCCUCCCUCACCAGUAAGGAAAAGCGAGCUGUCGAGAAUGAGGAAUUGGAACUCAUUUCCAACGAUCUAGUGCUAGAUCUGUUUGCUGGCGCAACGGCUGUUGAAGCAGAAACGGUUCUGCUCGAUGGUGGCAUGGAAGGCGGAUUAGAAUCGCUCAAUGCUCUACUUCCCGCGGCAGAGCGGUUUAGCGUUGCGCCAGGACCAUCACCUGACGAUGCAGGAUUACAGUAUACGCCAGAAGGAAGCCCCGUUCAGGCUCUAGGCUCAAAAACUGCUACGUCAGGAGUAGCAGUCGGAGCGAAAAAGAGUACAUUUAAUAAACAUCAAGAGGCUAACGUGGAACCAGUGAGAGCGACUGAGAACAAGAGUAAAUCUUCUUCAAAAACACACGACUUCAAAAAUCAAGUGGCUCCUUCAACGAGUUCCACAGCUGCUUUAGUACAAGCACCCUUGGUAGUACCUGCCACUGAGACUGACUCUCAGACUCAAAACUUAGCUCCUCCAACGGGUACUACUUUCGUAGACCCUCGUCGAAUGUUGGACCGUGUCGAGCCACAUGCUCCAUCUGACACGCCUCCAGUCGCGGUUCCUCGAGUGUCGCCACCUAGUACGGCGUCGAGCGUGCGACGGACACUGCAGAAAGCACACACGGUAGAAGGUGCCAUUGCAGCAGCAGCUUCACAAGAGGGUCGCGAUAUCUAUUUUUCUGACGAGGAGAAAAGGACGCUGUCAGACGUGUCUGAGGGCUCUGGCGACGACCUAGAUGCAGAAGCCUUACUAGCAGAGAGGGAAAGACAAAGAGCAGAGGAAGAGAAUUAUGCUGGCUCGCUGCUUGAGUGGGCGUUUAUAAUGAGGCUAGCAAGCGAACACCUUUAGACCUCAUGAUUGAAGAGGAGCGCAAAGCUCUAAAAUGAUGAAUAAAUUGCACGAACGUCGAAGCCCCAUAAGAUUCGUCCUCAGGUGGAGUCAGACCAUCAUCAUCCUCUAAUCCAAGAGAAGAAACCGGAACAACAAUAUCGAUCCUGGUCCAGGCCACUACAAUCAAAAGCCGAUGUGGUGCGAGGGCGGGGCAAGAUGGAGCAUGGGCGACUGUCCACCGAGGAAUCUGCUACGACAAGGAACCAAUUGGUUAUUGAAGCCCAGUUUUGAACUAGGUAUAAUUGGCUAUUGAAACGUAAUUCAAGAGAACCACAAAGCAGCCACGUUUACAAACAAACUUUCAACUAGCAAGGAAGACCUGUGAUGAUGAGUAUGGUUGCUGCUAUCUUGGGCCCAUCACUGAGGUAUAUCUCAGAAGAUCUGACCAGUCCUGGUUCUAUGUAGAAGUCGCGGAUCAUGUGCUAACUAAGCUGACAACAUGAAUAUGAUUUGUUGUACUGCUUCGAGAAAUUUAGACUUUGAAAAGUCCUAGGUAUACCUCAUUAUAUUGCACCUCUUCUUUUUUGUACUCUUUGGUCAGAUGUUGUCGAGUCAAACAACGAGUUUUGUUUAGGGGAACGAGAAAGAACAGUAGUGCAAAAAAUUCCAAAUCCAUCUAAGUACUUAUUCAAAAACACAUCUGUGCGUACAGUAGGGCGUUUCUGUCUGUUGGUUUUAACACAUCUGUCCUAGGUAAUCCAUCUAUUCAAACCAACAGCCAACCCCGGACCUGGCCAUUAUGGGGACGUAGGUGGCCGUACAUUGCCUUCGCAGGCCAGUUUUUACAUGGGGGUCAAGCCACCAAUGUGGAAGCCAGAGCUGAAUGACCCACAGAUUCCGACGGCAACACACUUGUUCAAACCGGGGCCGCCUUAUUUCUCCAUCAAGGGCAAACUUCCGGCACAGAAGUCUGCAGUAACGUUCAGUUUUGAGUAUCGUCCAGGAAAGGAGUUUUACGAGGGUAGUCGAGUCGCCUUGUCCUCGGACCGCGAAUUCUUUGACGAGUUUGGGAGUAUGUACAUUAAGGCUUCCCCUAGUAAGCUUCCAUUUUGAAAAGCAUCGCGAAGCUGUCAUCCUUGUGCAAAUAAUACGGAGAUGAAUCAAUGAUAAGGAGCGUCAAGGAGAUGCGUUUCAAGAUGGAUAAGUGUACUUAAGUUCUAAGUACAGUCUGGAUGGCCAGUCAACCAGAGAAGCGGAGCGCUUUAUGUCUCCGGAAAAGCGAAGACAAUUAUCGAAGGCAGAGCUAGACCACGUGAAGAAGAUGGAAAAGCGAGCUGCUGGAAGGUUAAGGCUUGCAAGUUGGCCUUCUUAUCUGAGAGCAUGUCCACCAUGGUGACGUUGCUAAGGGGAAACAGGAUAGAUAAGCGAGCUAGAUAGGUCCACUUGCAACUCCUAAGAACAGAGCAGUCCGAAACACGUGCACCCUCUUCCUUAACCGAUCAUGGCGCGAGCAAAGGGGAACUACUGGGAGGUGAGGAUAAUUCUAGCAAUUUUCACAGUACUCUAGGAGUUGGUGGCGGUCACCAGCAUAGCAUGUCGACCUUGGGUCCUGGCGAGGACACUAGCAUGAAUUUUCGAUCGAUCCAGUCCGAAACAUCCCUGAUGUACCCGCCAACGUCACAUGUAGAGGAGCUUAGAAAACGACACAACAUGAGGACGCGGUAUAAGCCGAGUAGCUACACGCAGAUUGGUCCGGACGCUAGAAACUUUGAUCGUUUUACGAUCGCCGCAAACGACCGCCGAACAACGCAGUUUACCAGUAGACCGACGAAUACACGGUACGAUCCUCACGAGAAAAAUUGGUACAGCCAAAAUCCGGAAUUGCUAGUGUCUGCGGGUCUGAAAUACGCUAAUGCGCCUUCAUGGACUGCGGAUCCAACGAAGGGGUUCAGUUAUGAGAACAUUGCAAUGGAGUCUCGUAUAUCUUCUGACCAUCAAGUGCAGACGACAUCUUCUCUCUAAGUUAUAGAUGUGACCAUCAUCUUAUCUUAUCACAAUAUGUUGGUUCCUAGUAAAACAAGAUCUACUAGCAACUUGUGAUUCCAACAUCAACUAUUACAUCUAAGGGAGGCUAAAUUUCCAUACGAGCAAAAUUAUGUAUAUUUCCCUUCUAACCCACCUUGAUCGGCAAAGACAUAAAGCCGAUGGCCCUGGAGACUGCGGGACGAGACGCACCUGUGCGAGACGUAUCUCGAUAUGAGUCGCGGACAGUGAGAACCAAGGCCUCAGGCUUCUCUUGGGGUGCUAGUAGUAGGUUUGGAGGAUUGUAUUGCUAGUCUAGUGAGAAUCGACAGGAGCGUAGGUUUGGAGAACGAUGUCACGUAAUACGUUAUGAAGGACACACACACAAAAUGAACUCAUUUUCUUUUAGACUUUUGUUUUUCCGAGGAAUCCUCGUCAUGCUGAAUCACUUCUGUAUGGUAUCAAUGGUGCCUAUAAUCCUGGGGGAGUUGUAAAUGAAUCCAUCUUGUUGUUGUAGUUUUUGAGAACAGGGAAUAAAUCUAUAAUCACUUCUUAGGUUGAAGAUGAAGACCAAGAUGACUGUCUUAGUGUCAUGAUGAGAACUAGUUUUAAUAAUGAACAGAAUACGCAAGUUAUUUCUACUCUUUCUUAGGUGAAUGCCUAUGCCAUAGUGAACCUUUUAGAUUAACCAGACAAGUGAACAGUCAGUGAAGACAGGUGAACGGUCGGCGAGUGACGAACUAAGAAGGUUGUAGAAGCGCGGCCUACAUAAAGUGGUCAGAAAAUAUCUAUGUCUCCGCCUUCGCAGGUAGGUACAAAAAGCGAAAAUUGGCUAGUAUUUGUCCUCCUCCUUGUGGCAAAUGCCACAUGGACGCCAG
Molecule: messenger RNA, 7332 nt
Organism: Amoebophrya sp. A25
Lineage: Eukaryota; Dinophyceae; Syndiniales; Amoebophryaceae
Source: the annotation of a GenBank genome assembly